Physcomitrium patens is the source of this 1483-nucleotide messenger RNA. Lineage: Eukaryota; Viridiplantae; Streptophyta; Bryopsida; Funariales; Funariaceae. The record is from RefSeq and is a predicted model, not a curated record.
GUGUGUGUGUGUGUGUGUGGAGAGGAGAGUCUGUGUCCUGUUGUGUUUUAUUCUGGGUUUUGUCUUAUAGAAUGCCGGUGUUAGCAGGUUUUGAGAGUCGCUUGGACGCUGGGCAUUAGAGGAUGUUUGCGAUACAGCUCAUUGUGUUUUUCAUUGGUAUUAGGGGUGUUUGGUCAGCACCCGAGGAAUUUGUAAUUUCUUUGAUCGAAACGCUUUUCUCAAGUCCCGGCACUGCAUUUGCCUCGUCUCGUCUGUGAUCUUGUGACCUUGGUGCAAUCCAACUGCCUUCAUUAUAGCUCUCUCACUAUUUUUCGCCUUCGCAUUUCUUUUAGUCUGCAGGUUAUUUCUACAUUGGUACAUUUUACUUUUUGGCAAUUUUUAGAGCGUUCAAACCUCUUGAACUGCUGCAGCAUGUUGACUCAUCAUUCGUGUCUGAUCAGUGUCGGCCUUGCUUGAAUUCCUGAUGACUUCGGAGAUUUUCGACUUAGUGUUUCGGUGAAGAAUAUUGGGUUACUGAUGCUCGAGUUUCGCCCCUGAAGCACAGCAAAGUUGAUAAGUGACAGCUGGUAUAGAUGUGAUGGUUUCAUACUGCCUUAAGAUUAAAUAUUGAUGUAAAUGUUGCAGUUUUGUAGUCUUAAUUUUUUUUAAACUUAAGCACGCUUCUGGAACGCUAACAUGGCGAGCAAGCUUCAUCAACGUAAAGGGUUUUAUAAUUUUGCGGAAUCAAAUUCUACAGGAUAUAGAGGAUAGACUAAAGCUUCAGCAACCUUAGUUUUGAGUAGAGGGGCUCGUCACAUGCAAAACCGCUGAGUACACCACCGAAUCCCUCUAAUGUACUUCUAGAAGGUGUGUAUUGUGGGACUUUGAUAUAUGUUAUUACCAGCAGGUACGUCAUCUUCAAAUUCGCUUAGGCCAACACUGAGGUUUACCCAGCAACGGACUUGGUCAUCACAAGUGUCUGGACAUCGAGCUCGUGUUACUGCUGAAUACAGACGAGGAGGUGUGGGUGAUUUUAUGGCUGGUUUCUUUCUUGGAGGAGUUGUUUUCGGUGCUUUAGGCUAUGUGCUUGCGCCCCAGAUCACCAAGUCCUUGGAAGGGACACAAAAAGAGAAGGAGGACGAAUUAGAUUCAAAGAAGUCCAUGGAUAUGGAAGACGAUGAAAGUCUUGAGACAACACGGAAGAACCUGAACGAGCGGAUUGCACAAUUGAGCGCAGCUAUUGAUGACGUCUCUGCACAGGUGAAGAACGAUGUGCAGAACACUGUAUCUGAGAUUGAGUCACCGGUUGGAUUGUAAUCCCGGAGGUCAUUUUCGUACAUCUCACAUGUUGUGGCUAUAGAGCCCUAGAAAAUUACAUCAAUUCAGAUUCAAUUCUGAGUUAUAGCGGUAGUUGUGCGAAGAGCCCGUGGAGGAUUUGUGAACAUGUACUUUUCAGACUACAGAUCUGAUCAGGGAAUUGAUGAGAAUUUGUACACGUACUUAA